UGAAAAAUUAAAUCAAUAUGGCGACAACAACAUUCUGUGCAUACGCAUGUCUGAAGUUUUUUCCAUAUUAUUAGUGAUUCUUUGUGAAAAUUUGCUGCUGAUCCGCGUUGAGUCGAGUUUUUAUUCCUCCGCCGUGAAGUGUAAAAUUAUCCGAAGAAUUUUUGGCGAGUUGAGCUUCUAGCUCCUCCCCUACCCAAUUCUCUAUCGAGUUAACAACAUGCCCAGACGGUGUGAAUUUGGCUGUCCAUCACCUUACGAAUCGGGUGUCACUAUUCAUAGAUUUCCUCACAUGAGAAAGAAUCCAGAACUUUUCAAGGUUUGGGUGCAUGCAGUGGGAGGAAAAUUGGAGAAACAGGAAGAUUAUGAAUAUUACCAAAGAAAAGUUAUAUGUGAUAGGCAUUUUAAAGAGCAAGACAAAAACCGCAACAAUCGUCUGAACUCUAUGGCAGUACCAUCACUCCAUCUACCAGAUGACAUAAAUCUGCCAGGUGCACUUGCUGUUACGCCUGAUGUUCCAUCUGCGUCUCUGUUGUUAGAGCAAGUCACUUCUUCAUCUUCAAUAAAUCAACAUCAUAUGGAAGAUGACAUAAAUCUGCCAGGUGCACUUGCUGUUACGCCUGAUGUUCCAUCUGCGUCUCUGUUGUUAGAGCAAGUCACUCCGUCCUCUUCUAUUAAACAACAUCAAUUAAAAGGUAUAAUAUUAUUGUUUAAUAACUGUUUUAAACUCCUUUUAUAGGAAAUAGGUUUAUUUAUGACUAGCGGACGCCCGCGACUUCGUCCGCUUGGAAUUUACUUUUUCAUAAAUCCCUCGGGAUCCAUGGAAUUUUUUGAGAUAUAAAGUAGCCUAUGUGUUAAUCCAGACUAUAACCUAUCUCUAGUUAAAAUUUCAAGCGAUUCGGUUCAGUAGCCGAGGCGUGAAAGAGUAACAAACACUCAUAUAUAUACUAUCAAAAUCAUAAAGUUUUCGUAAAUCUCGUGAAUCCAAGGAUUUUUUCGGAAUUAAAAGUAGCCUAUGUGUUAAUCCAGAGUAAAAUCUAUUUCCAUUCAACAAACAUCCAUAUAAACUUUCGUGUUUAUAAUAUUAGUAGGAAGUAGGAUUAUAAUUAUGCUUGUUGAAGAGCGAGCAAUCACAUAAAGGUUGUAUUAGUUCUUGUACAUCUAUUUUGAGUCACAGUGAUGAUAAUAAAGUUAUUGUAUUGCUCUAAUUUGAUUUUUUGACCAAUAAGUACAUAAUAAUUAACAAUACAGUACAUGGCAACCUUAGUGAUUUUAAUAAAUCUGAAUUCACUAUAUAUAUACAAUAAAAUAUUUUAAAUAGAUUUUGAAAUUUUAUAAUCUUAUUUAUUUUGCAAAUAUCCGGACAAUCUUUGUUAACAUUGACCUUAUUUACCCAAAUGCAUCAUAAAAAUCAUUAAAUUCAAACCAAGACAUCAUCCUCAUUGUGAUUGAUCAAUUAUAUUUAAAUGUUUAUAUGAGUUUUUGAUGAUUUUUAGCUUUAUUAGUAUUAAAACAUAAGUAUUACUACUAAGAUGAUAAAUAAUCAAUUAUAGUGAUUUGCAGCACAGCUAUUAAUAAUAAUUUAUCAAAAUUUAUAAAACCAAAUGGUUUUACUUGGAUAAAUUAUUAAAAGCUGUGUGUGCUAAUUUAGUAGCCUUAUUAUCAUCCAAAAAAUUGUGUUUAUAUUGAUUUUCAUUUUCUUUUUUCAGAAAAGUUUGCUGCUAACAUAGCAUCAGAACACAACUACAUUAAACGUAAUAACACAUAUUUUGAUGUAAAAAGCAAGUUCAGCUUAAAGUUAUUGAACUUUUUAGUAGUUGUAGAGUCUGGGGAAGUACCACCACCAAUCAGCAUUGCUGUUUCCCUCUAAAGAGUUUGGUUGCUAGUACCUUUGCCUCACAUUGAUAUAUCUGAAUACACCUUAACACUUUUUAGGGCAUAUUCCUUGCAUGCCCUGUAUAUGUUGCUCUGUUUAUAAACCGCGCAGCGUCAGCUAGUUAUUAAUAAAUUGGAUGACACAAAUUAAAUUUUGUCAGAGUAUUAACUCCAUAAAAUUUUUACUCUAGUCCUCCCUGUUUUAACAGGUUAUUAAUGUAAUAUUCUGAUUAUUUCAAAGAUUUUUUUCAAAUUCACUAUGUUUUUUUUUCACAUUAUUAUCAAAGCGCUUAUUUGUAUACUAUGUUUUUAAAACCUUGGGAUACCUUUUUCUAUAUCAUUCUGAAAAAUAAAAAAAAAACAUGCCAAUCAACUUGAGAACCUCCUCUUUUUUGAAAUCGGUUAAAAAUGCAGUCCAUUAGUCUCACUAAAAUUUAACAUUUCCAGGGAAGAGAGUGUGCAAGAAAGUUACUUCUUCAGUCAUUACCAGUCAACUAGGAGUCUCAAGAACACAAAUCAAAUUAUUAAAAAAUGAAAUUAAAAUAUUGCAAAACAGAUGUAAUCGCUUUAAGGCAAGAUUGGCAGGUGCAGAAAAAAUCGGCAGAAACAAUUUUUUUAGAAUUUUGACGCAAAAUAUGACAGGAGCUGCUAAAAUUUUUACAGGAAUGCAAUAUAAAAAGACACCGAAGAAACCAAAUGGACGUCGAUUCACCUUAAAAGAAAAGGUCUUAUCCCUAUCGAUAUAUAAAAGAAGUCCUAAAAACUACAACCUGCUAUCGAAAUUCUUCACUUUACCAUCGCCUAGAACGCUAAAGAGCCUACUGACACAGUUAAAAUUAGAAGAAGGUCUCAACAAAACUGUGUUUUUAAAAAUUAAAGAAACUGUUAAAGAGUUGAGUCCAGAGGAUCGCUUGGUAACAUUAAUGUUUGACGAAAUGGCAAUAAUGCCUCACAUUGAAUACAAUGUUUCCAAGGAUAAGUUGCAGGGUUUUGCCUUUAAUUCAAAAACUUUUGCUGACCAUGUGCUAGUUUUUAUGGUUAAAGGCAUAAAGAAAAAUUUUAAACAGCCAGUGGCUUAUUAUUUUACUAGUUGUUUAAAUAAAUAUAAACUAGAAGAAUUGAUAAAAAAAAGUUAUGAAAUAUGUUCAAGGGACUGGGCUCAACAUAAUAGCCACAGUAUGUGACCAAAAUACGAUUAAUGUUGGUGCUAUAAAUGCCUUAAUAAAUAACACAAAGGAAAAAUAUAUCAGGGAAAAUAAAGAAUGGAGAGAUGAUUUUAUUCAAAUUGGAAAUAAUAAAAUUUUUCCAUUAUAUGACAUUCCACAUAUAAUUAAAGGAAUAAGAAAUAAUAUUCUGACCAAAGAUUUAAAAUAUUUUGAUGUUGACCGUAAAGAAGAAAAGAUUAUAAAAUGGGAUUACUAUAAACAAGUUUAUGAAGCUGAUAAAUCCUACGGAGAAUUAAAACUUCUACAAAAAUUGACAGACGAACAUAUAUAUCGAGAAAAAAUUAAAAAAAUGAAGGUUAAAACGGCGGCGCAAAUAUUCAGCCACAGCGUCGCCGUUGUCACGGAACACUUGACCGCUAGAGGUGAUGUACCACAGGAAUGUAGGAAUAUUAUUCCAUUCACGAAAAUGAUAGACAAUUUGUUUGACUCUUUAAACAGCAGCACUUUUCAUGUACCUAAUGGUAAAAUAUAUCGAGGUUGUGUAAAAAGAAACUCACCACACCAUAAAUUAUGGAAUGAUGCCAUUAAAAUGCUCAAAUCUGUUAAAUUUAUAAAAGUUGUAAAAUGCAAUAACAGUAACAAAAUUAGAUUUGUUGAAACAUCCAACGUACCCUCUAUACAAAAUUUAAUCAAAACGAUUGAGGGAAUUAAAAACGUAUGGAAUCUUUUGUCACAUAAAUAUUCAUUUGAUGCUAUGUUCACAAGAAACUUCAAUCAGGACCCACUGGAAAACUUUUUCGGAAACGUGAGAAGUCUUGGAAUUAGAAAUACGGCGCCAGAUACAGUAGCCUUUGAAGGAGCAUACAAAUCAUUAUUGUUAAAUAAUUUUAAUACUAUUCAUUCCUCUCACGCCAAUUGUGAAGGGGAUGAAAAUACGUGCUUACAAAAUAUAGACUUUUUUUUAAAGGAAAAUGUAGCUUCUGUUUCGGAACAAACAGUUAAUGUUCUACCUGAUGAAAAUAUAGACAAUGAUGAAAUUGUUUUACCAGUGAUUAAUUUAAAUGAAGAUAUAGUAGAUGCUGGCCAAGGAAAUUACGUCUGUGGGUGGGUCCUGACAAAGUGUUUAACCAAAGUGGCAAAAUCUUGUAAAGAUUGUAGGGCCGAUGUUAUUGGUGAUCCAAAUCAUACAUCAAAUGAGUAUUUACGGGCAAAAGAAUACAAUAAGAAUAAAACAAAUUUAUGCUACCCUUCUCCAAAUUUAUCCAAAUGUUUUGUACAAAUACAAAAUAUUACACACGAAAUGCUUAAGAGUAGAGUUCCCAAAACUAAUCUUAAAAAAAAAAUCAAGAUAUUUACGGAUAUAUUUGUAGAAUACCCGUUUGCAUGUGUCAAUCAUAAAAAUGAAAUGAAAUUUUUUUUUGAAAACACUGUUAUUAACAUUUUAAUUCACAGUUGGUGUCGCUCUAUUAACAGAAUUUUGACUGGCAAAUCUACAUAUAAUGGUGAUGAUGAAGUGAAAAGUGCUGCUCAAGCGUAUAGAAAUAAGCAUAAGUGUCACAAGUUUUAAAUAAAAUGUUACGUAUAUAAUAAA
Bicyclus anynana (squinting bush brown) is the source of this 4629-nucleotide messenger RNA. RefSeq lists its product as uncharacterized. Gene Ontology annotation, molecular function: sequence-specific DNA binding. NCBI's taxonomy places the organism in Eukaryota, Metazoa, Arthropoda, Insecta, Lepidoptera, Nymphalidae. The coding region runs from base 3007 to 4605 and encodes 532 amino acids. The transcript is spliced from 4 exons. The record is from RefSeq and is a predicted model, not a curated record.